Molecule: messenger RNA, 1542 nt
Organism: Serinus canaria (Common canary)
Lineage: Eukaryota; Metazoa; Chordata; Aves; Passeriformes; Fringillidae
Gene: EMID1
Product: EMI domain containing 1
Exons: 15
Coding region: 14-1429 (471 amino acids)
Molecular function (GO): protein binding
Source: RefSeq, a predicted model, not a curated record
CCCGCCGAGCGGCAUGGCCGGGGGCCGGGGGUGCCGCCGCCACCCGGCCCUGCCCGCAGCCCUGCCCGCAGCCCUGGGGCUCUGCCUGUCCCUCUGCCUGCUGCUGCCGCCGCCCGCCGCCGCCUGGAGCCCGGCCCUGCUGCCGCCCGCCGCCCGCAGCAACUGGUGCUCCUACACGGUGACACGGACGGUGUCGUGCCACGUCCAGAACGGGACCUUCCUGCAGAGGGUGUUCCAGGGCUGCCGCUGGCCCCUGGCCUGCAGCGGGGGCAGCUACCGCGCCGUGGUGCGGCCCCUCUACAGGGUGAUGUACAGGACACUGACGGCGCUGGAGUGGCGCUGCUGCCCCGGACACAGUGGAGCCAACUGCGAGGAAGGAGGCGAUGCUCCACGGGGGGGUCCCCCCGUGCUCACCCUCCUUUCCUCGGCAGAGGCUCACACCUCCCUCACCCUGCGGGACCCCGGGCGCCCCAGCGCUGCCCCCCGCCGGCCCCCCCUGCACCCCACGGCCUUCUCAGGGUGCCUGAACUGCAGCCGUGUCGGGGAGCUGACAGCCCGGCUCGCCACCCUCGAGGCACAGGUGGCCCGGCUGGCGGUGGCCGAGCCCCCCAAGGGCAGCAGCCCGGGCAGGGGGCCCGAGGCCGGGCAGCUCUGGGGGUCCCCGGCUGCCCGCGGGAGCCCCGGGGAUGACGGGAGACCAGGCUGGAGGGGACCCCCCGGGCCCAAGGGCGACGCGGGAGGACGGGGACCCUCGGGAAUUCCUGGAGUGAAGGGGCCAGUGGGGCCACCAGGUCCCCCCGGCCCCCCAGGACCACCCGGCCGGGAUGGAGCCAGGGGGCUCCCCGGAGAGAAGGGGUCCCCCGGGCCCCCCGGCCCCCCGGGCCCCCCUGCCCCUGUGGGGCCGGCGAUUCCCCGGCUGGCCGAGCCCAGGGACCCCGUCCUCUCCAACACCUUCACCGAAGCCACCAGGAGCAUCGUGGGUCCCGUGGGACCCCCCGGACCCGUGGGGCCAAUGGGUCCCCCCGGCCCCCCAGGUCCCAUCGGUCCCCCCGGGCCCCCAGGACCCGAUGGCAGGGCAGGAGCGCCCGGAGCUGCCGGGCCCCCCGGCGAGAAGGGGGACAGGGGUCCCCAGGGCCACCCGGGCAGCCGCGGGCAGGACGGGGCGCAGGGCGAGCCGGGCCCCCGGGGCGAGCCGGGCGACAGGGGCACUUGGGGGGAGGGUUUGCACCAGCUCCGCGAGGCGCUGAAGAUUUUAGCGGAGAGGGUUUUAAUCUUGGAAACAAUGAUUGGGCUCUACGAGCCAGAGCCCGGCUCGGGCAGCGGCGCCCCCGGCACGGCGACCCCAGGGGUGCCCCGUGCCAAGCGUGGCAGCGGCCACCCCCCGUACCGCAUCGUCACCGCGCCCCGCCGCGCCCCCCCCGAGCCGUGACAGGGCGGGGCCGUCACCCGGCCACCCCGGCCACCCCGCUGUGCCACCCUGGGGAGCAGGACGGGCUCACCCCCGUCCCCCCUCUUGGUGCUACUGGUGGCACGGCACCGCCC